AUGGCCCCAAAGAGGAAGCGUCAGGCUAGGCUACAUUUCGAGCCAACUGGUGCCGAAAGCUCGCCAGACCAGCGCUUCUCACCCGCCAAAGUGAGGUUUUCUCAAUCCUCGCAAAUCCGAUCCUCGCCUUCACUGCCCAAGUCUGCGAGCCGACCCUUAGCACCCCAGAAAACACAGAAGACACUUCAGGAUUCGCUAGUGCAGAUGCCUCCCGUGCGCAAACAUAGUGGAGGUAGUUCUUCAGCGAGCCGGCCUGCCAUACCAUCCUUCUUGCCGAGGUCCCAGAGAGCUGCUGUGGAUAUUGACUCGUCAGAUGAAGAAGUUGCCGAUGAAGGCACGAUCCAGCGUGGUGAAGGAAGUGACGAUGGUGAUGUUGACCUGCUACCGAUCGCGUCCCUAGCCCCACCUCCAACUUCAUCUCAGUCUGUUUCCACGCGCCUGAGGCACACCGUGAUUUCAGACGGCGAAGAUGAGAACGGCAACGAGGACGAGGAUGACCUACCCAUCGCGCCCAGCUCGUCAAGACGUCGCCAGCAACCAGCUCCGAGUGACGAUGAAGAUGAUAUUCCUAUAGCGCCAAGUUCCUCUAGGCGACGCCGAACUCAGGCCGUUGAUGAAGACGAGGAUGAGGAUGAACUACCGAUCGCACCUAGCUCGUCUAGACGACGGCGAACAGAAAUCGUUGAGCUAGAUUCGGAUUCGGAUUCGGAUCUAGAUGUGUCACCCGCCAAGAAGAGGAAGGUGACUCACCGACGCUCAACUUCGUCGCCUGCCGAACCCGCGGCUCAAAGAUUGGUUCGCAGAGGCCAGCCGCCCUCGUCACCGACUAAACCUGUCAAGGGCCAUCGUACGCAAAAGCAGAAGAACAUGGAACUUCUGCGCCGUCGUCGUGCAGGAGAGAAAAUCGACAGAUUGACAUCGUCCGAAUCGGAAGGAGAGGACGAUAAGAGAGGCCUUUAUGAUUCCGAUAGCAAUGAUGAUUUGCAAGCGCUCGAGGAAUUUCCCGACGAAGAGGAGGAAGAUGAGGUCGUUGAAGAGGACGCACCUACACGCAAGUCGAAGAAGAAGAAAUCUUCACCCAAGAAAGCCCCAAAACAGAAGGAUGCAGCCGACAACAGCGACGAUGAUCUCGAAGACUUCGUAGUUGAAGACGAUGAAGGACUCCUAGGCGCGCCGGCCAACCUCGAUAUACCGUUGGAGUUCACGGCGCAAGCCCACAAACCACUGAAGGAGCAGUUCCCGUACGUCGUCGAGUGGUUAGUCCACAACAGGAUCAAUCCGGCCUUUGAUCGCAGAGACGCCAUUUACACCAAUGCCUGGCGCAAGCUUGACGAUGAAGUCCGCGGCCUCGCGACCUCGAAAUUUACAUCUAGUGCAUGGAAAGUGGAGUUCUACCGGACGCUCAAGGCCCGGCCUAAGCUUGAGGCAUACGAAAUGGACCGAGGCUCUGGGGAUAUUUACGACACGUGUGAAGCGUGCGGCCGUAGCGGACACCCUGCCACCUGGAAGAUCAUCUUUCAAGGGCAGCCCUAUUACAAGGACACGCUGGAGGAGGUUGAAUCUGACUCGGACGAUUCGGAUGCUUCGUCCGGUAACGAGUCUGUCGACACCCAAGGCAACCCGCUACCUGCGGAAUCCAAGGAGUGGGCGGUCGGGUCUGUCUGCUGCAGCAACGCCGAGACGGCGCACAGUCUGAUGCAUUGGAAGGCCGCUCUCAAGGAGUGGGUCGAGGACAGGCUGCAGAGCGACGGACACAUGACGGCUAAGAAGAUUGAGAAGCGCGACAAGAUGAAGGCCAAGAAGAGACGAGCCGCUGCUUACGAGAUCGUGGACCAAUGGACCUCUGACAGGAUCAUCGAUCAGCUGUACAGCGAGUUCAAGGGCGUGUUAAAGAACGCGCGUGAUAAGAGCACCACAGGAGGACGCGGACAGCGAUGGAGAUGA
This is a messenger RNA of Neoarthrinium moseri, 1944 nucleotides long. RefSeq lists its product as uncharacterized. The transcript has 2 exons. NCBI's taxonomy places the organism in Eukaryota, Fungi, Ascomycota, Sordariomycetes, Amphisphaeriales, Apiosporaceae. Bases 1 to 1944 code for a protein of 647 amino acids. Gene Ontology annotation, cellular component: nucleus. The record is from RefSeq and is a predicted model, not a curated record.